CUUGCACGCUGCGGUCCUUCCCCCCUCCCGCACACGUGGGCAAGAUGGCAGCCUACAGGCGCUGCGGUGCUGGGAUCUCUCGGCUGUGCUCUCAUUCGGGAGCCUUGUUAGCUCGCUCUCCCAGUAUGAGACACUUCCUCGGUCUGGGAUCGAGGGUGGCCUGGGCACAGGCGCGACGCUGCCAUCAGAGUGCCUGGAGUCCGGGGACAGUGAGGAGAGUCGCAGUGGACGCGGGCGAACGAAAGCUGGAGAUUUCCACAGGGAAGCUGGCCAGGUUUGCUGAUGGCUGUGCUGUAGUACAGCUCGGGGACACGUCGGUGAUGGUGACCGCUGUCAGCAAGACGAAGCCCACCUCCUCUCAGUUCAUGCCCCUGGUGGUGGACUACCGGCACAAGGCCGCCGCGGCCGGACGCAUCCCCACGAACUACCUCCGGAGGGAGCUGGGGAGCACGGACGCCGAGAUCCUGGCCAGCAGGCUGAUCGAUCGCUCCAUCAGGCCUCUCUUCCCUGCUGGCUAUUUCUACGACACACAGGUGCUGUGUAACCUGCUGGCAGUGGACGGCGUGAACGAUCCAGAUGUGCUGGCCAUCAACGGAGCCUCUGCAGCCCUCGCGCUGUCGGACAUCCCCUGGAACGGGCCCAUCGGGGCCGUGCGCGUAGGGCUGGUGGACGGCCAGUUCCUGGUCAACCCGACUCGGAAAGAGAUGGCAUCCAGCACCCUGAACCUGGUGGUGGCAGGAGGCCCUCAUAGUCAAGUGGUCAUGAUGGAGGCCUCAGCCGAGAACGUGCUGCAGCAGGACUUCUGUCAUGCCGUCAAGCUGGGUGUGAAGCACGCGCAGCAGAUCAUCCUGGCCAUCCAGCAGCUGGCCAGGGAGCAGAAGGUGACCAAGCGGACGCCGCAGAAGCUCUUCGUCGCCGUGCCCGAGAUGGUGGAGCAGACGCGGCAGCUGGCUGCAGACAAACUCUAUGCUGUUUUCACAGAUUUCUCCCAUGACAAAGUUUCAAGAGAUGAGGCCAUCAAGAAGGUCCGUCUUGACACGGAGGAGCUGGUAAAAGAAAAGUAUCCUGAAGCUGAUCCCUAUGAGGUCAUUGAAGCCUUUAACACUGUGUCCAAGGAGACAUUCCGAAACCUGGUCAUGAACGAAUACAGGAGGUGUGACGGCCGCGACCUGACCUCUCUGAGGAGCAUCUCCUGCGAGGUGGACAUCUUCAGGCCCCUGCACGGCUCGGCUCUGUUUCAGAGGGGACAGACCCAGGUGCUGUGCACAGUAACCUUUGACUCCUUGGAAUCCAGUAUAAAAACUGACCUGAUCACUUCAGCUAUGAGUGGAGUCAAAGACAAGAACUUCAUGCUGCACUAUGAGUUUCCUCCCUAUGCCACAAACGAGAUCGGGAAGAUGGGUGGGAUGAACAGGAGAGAGCUGGGCCACGGGGCCUUAGCUGAGAAGGCUUUGAAGCCCGUGAUCCCCAAAGACUUUCCUUUCACCAUAAGGGUUACAUCUGAAGUGUUGGAGUCCAACGGAUCAUCGUCGAUGGCAUCGGCCUGCGGAGGAAGCAUGGCUUUAAUGGACGCAGGAGUGCCGGUUUCGUCUGCCGUGGCCGGCGUCGCGAUUGGCCUGAUCUCCAAGCCGAAUCCAGAGAAACCUUCCGAAAUUCAGGAUUACCGCCUGCUCACGGAUAUUCUGGGAAUAGAGGAUUACCAUGGAGAUAUGGACUUCAAAAUGGCUGGCACAAGCAAGGGCAUCACAGCUUUACAGGCCGACAUUAAAAUCCCUGGAUUGCCAUUGAAAAUUGUAAUGGAAGCCAUUCAGCAAGCAACAGUGGCCAAGCGGGAGAUACUGGGCAUCAUGAACAAGGCGAUCCCGAAGCCCAGGCCGAGCCGGAAGGAGAACGGGCCGGUGGUCGAGACGGUCCGUGUCCCAGUGUCCCGGCGCGUGAGGUUUGUCGGGCCGGGGGGAUACAACCUCAGGAGGCUCCAGGCAGAGACGGGAGUGACCAUCAGUCAGGUGGACGAGGAGACCUUCUCCGUGUUUGCGCCCACGCCGGCAGCCAUGCACGAAGCCCAGGAGCUCAUCACCGAGAUCUGCAAAGAUGACCAAGAGCAGCAGCUGGAGUUUGGCGCCAUCUACACUGCCACUAUCACCGAGAUCCGAGACGUUGGAGUCAUGGUCAAGCUGUAUCCGAACAUGACCCCUGUGCUGCUGCACAACUCCCAGCUGGACCACAAGAGGAUUAAGCACCCCAGCGCUCUGGGACUUGAGGUUGGGCAGCAAAUUCAGGUGAAGUACUUCGGGAGAGACCCCACGGACGGGCGCAUGAGGCUGUCUCGCAAAGUCCUUCAGUCUCCCAUGGCAACCGUUGUGAAGAGCUUGAGCGACAGACAGAGCAUCGCCAUGGGAACGGGCAGCGCCCAGGACUCGGACUCCUCCUGACCCCUGACUCCUGUCCGCCUGGCAGGGUGGGGCGCGAGGGGCUGGGAGCGUGGAUUUCCGGCUGCCCUGUUCUGCUGUUGUCUUCUGGCUUGCCUCUAGGCCGAGCUUGAGCCGGCUGCGUUUCUCAGUGAGAGUCCGCAGGACGGGUCAGUGCUGUCCAUGGGUCUGGCUUCAGGACUUGGGGAGCCUCUGCCCUGCGCCUCUCUUGAAAGAUGAUCACGGGGUGCACUGAAAGGUUAACAGCUUUACCCCAAUUCUCUGUUAAACCAAGUGCCAGGCAGGCGGAUUUCAUUGUAUCCCCAGAUUGAUUUAAUUGCCUCUCUUUUCUGGUACUGCCACCUUUGUUUAGGAAUCUUCCUUCAGAAACCUAAACAGUCUCAUGGAGCAGAGGCUGAAUCUGAAGUCACCCAGAGCACAACUAGAGUGAUGGUGAUGAGCCUCAUUUGAACUAAAGUGCAGCAUUUUGAUGUUUUUCUCCAAAGCUUGACAGUGCCGCAGCAUGAAUGCAGUGGCCACUAAUGCAUCUGUUACAGCUGAGCUGCAGGUUCAAGUACUGGCAUCCCCUGUUCAGCUCAGCUGAUUUAAUUCUGCUCCUCACUUGGACAAAAUUGUGCUCCACAAACUUUCCUGAAUGAAAAAUUGAUGAAUAGAUGUAUCAUAAUAAACAGUACUUAUGAAAGACAA
Molecule: messenger RNA, 3116 nt
Organism: Lepisosteus oculatus (spotted gar)
Lineage: Eukaryota; Metazoa; Chordata; Actinopteri; Semionotiformes; Lepisosteidae
Gene: pnpt1
Product: polyribonucleotide nucleotidyltransferase 1, mitochondrial
Biological process (GO): mitochondrial RNA 3'-end processing; mitochondrial mRNA catabolic process
Cellular component (GO): cytosol; mitochondrion
Molecular function (GO): RNA binding; 3'-5'-RNA exonuclease activity; polyribonucleotide nucleotidyltransferase activity
Source: RefSeq, a predicted model, not a curated record